This is a messenger RNA of Postia placenta MAD-698-R-SB12, 1800 nucleotides long. RefSeq lists its product as hypothetical. The transcript is spliced from 12 exons. Gene Ontology annotation, molecular function: FAD binding. The coding region runs from base 1 to 1800 and encodes 599 amino acids. NCBI's taxonomy places the organism in Eukaryota, Fungi, Basidiomycota, Agaricomycetes, Polyporales, Adustoporiaceae. The record is from RefSeq and is a predicted model, not a curated record.
AUGUAUCUCGCUGCUGCUUCAGUCGCCUUGACUUUCGCGGCUGUCAAGCAAAGUGCAUUGGUUCACGCGCAGAGCACAAGUGUACAAACAACGUGUCAACAGAUUGCGUCUUCAAUUUCACCUGCGUCCUAUGUGUACUAUCCUGCGGAUCCCCAGUAUCAGCAGGACAUAGCCCACUAUGCAAAAUCUAGCACGGAAGAAUCAAUCUGUUCUGUGGAACCAGGCACGACCGGAGACGUUGGCAUCAUUCUCCAGAUUCUGGGGGCAACUCAGACUCCAUUCGCGGUCAAGGGCGGUGGUCAUGUCAUGAAUCCCGGAUAUUCGUCCACGUCGGGUGUCACAAUUGCGAUGACGCGAUUCAACGUGGUGGACUACGACUCAGGCACAGAGACGGUUGCCUUCGGCUCAGGGUUGAUCUGGGAUGACGUCUACAAGGCGCUUGAUCUGUACGAUGUGAACGUCGUUGGUGGGAGGGUAUCGGGUAUUGGGGUGUCUGGAUAUACUCUGGGCGGCGGCUACUCUUGGCUGACAAACCAACACGGCCUGACACUCGACACAGUGCAAGCCUUCGAAUUGGUUUUGCCAAAUGGCACUGUCAUCAACGUCACUGAUUUCGACAAUCCCGACUUGUUCUACGGACUGAAGGGCGGCCUCAACAAUUACGGCGUUGUCACGAAGUUCACCCUCAGGACAUUCCCGCAGGGUGAAGUAUGGGCCGGACAAGUAACGUACUCCGGAGCUCAGGUUCAAGCCAUUACAGAUGCGACAUACAACUUUGCGAACUAUGUUACCGAUCCGAAAGCAGCGAUAAUCACGACUUACGACUACAUCAGCGGAUCGCUCGUCUCAUCCGUGAUCAUGUUUUACGACGCACCAACGCCUCCCGCGGGCAUAUUCGAUGAAUUUAUGUCGAUUUCUUCGUUGGAAUCCACUGUUACGACACAGUCAUUCGUGUCCUUCAUUUUGAGUCAGGCGUCAGACGCGACAACAAAUUUCCGCGGAUUUUACCAUACGGUACCCGUCGAACAAAUUACCCUGGGGAUCCUGGAGGAGGCCAUUGCCUUGACAGAGUACUGGUACAACGAGCUACUUGGCGAAUCUGCUGGUAUCAUCAGCAUUGAUAUUGAACCAUUCCUACCGACCAUCCUCGAUCAUGGUGGUCCGUCGGCCUACCCGCAUACGCGCGCUCAGCGUUUCCUGCCACUGAACCUCUACUUCGGCUGGGAGCUUUCGCAAUAUGACACUGACUUCUACAAUGCGAUUGUCGCAAGUGCAGCCGUCCUUACUGCGGUGGCCUUGGUUGAGGGCCAGACAUCCGUACAGGACGCACCACACUAUCCGAACUAUGCGGUGUACGGAACUCCGUUGAACUUGGUAUAUGGAGCUGCCUUACCCGAGCUUAUUACCCUGAAAGAAUUGCACGAUCCGACCAACAUUAUGGGCAUUGAUAUUGAACCAUUCCUACCGACCAUCCUCGAUCAUGGUGGUCCGUCGGCCUACCCGCAUACGCGCGCUCAGCGUUUCCUGCCACUGAACCUCUACUUCGGCUGGGAGCUUUCGCAAUAUGACACUGACUUCUACAAUGCGAUUGUCGCAAGUGCAGCCGUCCUUACUGCGGUGGCCUUGGUUGAGGGCCAGACAUCCGUACAGGACGCACCACACUAUCCGAACUAUGCGGUGUACGGAACUCCGUUGAACUUGGUAUAUGGAGCUGCCUUACCCGAGCUUAUUACCCUGAAAGAAUUGCACGAUCCGACCAACAUUAUGGGGUUGGCAGGGGGAUGGAAGAUACCAAUGUAA